AUGGGCCAGAUCAAGAAAAAGCAUACCGCUGGAGCCGCUCGAAACUUCAUCACUCGAACUCAGGCUAUCCGAAAGCUACAGGUCUCGCUUGCCGACUUCCGACGGCUCUGUAUCUUCAAGGGUAUCUACCCUCGAGAGCCCCGAAGCAAGAAGAAGGCCAACAAGGGAUCCACAGCUCCCGUCACCUUCUACUACGCCAAGGACAUUCAGUACCUUUUGCAUGAGCCCGUUCUCGACAAGUUCCGAGAGCACAAGACCUUUGCCAAGAAGCUGACCCGAGCUCUUGGUCGAGGCGAUCUUCAUGAUGCCAAGCGAAUCGACGAGAACCGACCUCGAUACCAUUUGGACCAUAUCAUCAAGGAGCGAUACCCCACUUUCAUGGACGCUCUGAGAGAUAUUGACGAUGCUCUGUCCAUGCUGUUCCUUUUCGCCGCUUUGCCUGCUUCCGACGACGUUUCUGCUCGACUUGUUUCCGAAGCCGAGGCCAUUUGCACCCAGUGGAUGGCCUUUGUUGCCCGAGAACGACUUGUGCGAAAAGUGUUUGUUUCCAUCAAGGGAGUCUACUACUCUGCCAACAUUCGAGGAGUCGAGGUCAUGUGGCUCGUGCCCUUCCGAUUCCCCCAGAACAUUCCUGCCGAUAUUGACUUCCGAGUCAUGCUGACAUUCCUCGAGUUCUACACCACCCUACUGCAUUUCGUUCUCUACAAGCUUUACAAUGAGAACGGUCUUGUUUUCCCUCCCAUCAUCAACUCCACCAAGCUCAGUGGUGUUGGAGGUAUCAAUGCGUACGUGCUGGAGUCUCGACAGAACGCCGGUGUUGUCCCCCAGAUUGAGGGUAACUCCGAGGCAAAGGUCGAGAACGUGUCUGCUGCCGUUCUGUCCAAGGCUGCUAAGGCUGAUGCCGGCGAGGAGGAGGAGGUUGAGGAAGAGGAGGAAGUCGAGGACGACGGACUGGACUCCUUCUCCGCCGAGAAGGGUGACGCCCUUGCCCAGCCCACAUUCAACUCUACCGCCGGUCAGCUCUUCUCUAACUUCACUAUCUUCAUUGGUCGAGAGGUUCCCCUUGAUAUCAUUGAGUUCCUGAUCAUCGCAUUUGGAGGAAAGGUCAUUUCUGAGUCUGCCAUGGACGAACUCAUCGACAAUGAGGACGAGACCCGAGGUAACGUCAUUGAUGAGAAGACUCUUAAGCAGAAGUUCAAUCUCGCCAGCGUCACUCACCAGAUCACAGAUCGACCCACUCUUCGAGAGAAAGUCCCUGGUCGAACGUACGUUCAGCCCCAGUGGGUCUUCGACUCCAUUAAUGAAGGAAAGCUUCUUCCCGUUUCUGAGUACGCCCCUGGAGAGCGUCUCCCUGCCCAUCUUUCCCCCUGGGGAGAUGCUGGUACUUACGAUCCUACCGCUGAUGUUUCUGAUGCUUCUGAUGAUGAUGAGGAUGAUGAGGACAUUGAGGUUGCUCCUGAAGACUACGACAAGGACGAUGAGGAGGAAGAGGCCGAGGCCGAGGCUAAGCAGCACCAGCGAGAGCUUGAGGCUGAGGCUAAGGGCACCAAGGCUGACCCCGCUGCUGCUCCCAAGAAGGCUAAGCGAAAGGCUGAUAAGAUGACCAAGGCUGAAAAACAGGAAGAGGAGGACAAGAAGCUCAGAAUGAUCAUGAUGUCCAACAAGCAGAAGAAGCUGUACAAGAAGAUGCAGUACUCCAACGACAAGAAGAGCGACCGAGAGGCCGAGCUCAAGAAGCGACGAAAGCUCAACGAGAAGAAGGAGAAGAGAUAA
Yarrowia lipolytica CLIB122 is the source of this 1773-nucleotide messenger RNA. RefSeq lists its product as uncharacterized. Gene Ontology annotation, biological process: maturation of LSU-rRNA from tricistronic rRNA transcript (SSU-rRNA, 5.8S rRNA, LSU-rRNA); ribosome biogenesis. The record is from RefSeq and is a predicted model, not a curated record. NCBI's taxonomy places the organism in Eukaryota, Fungi, Ascomycota, Dipodascomycetes, Dipodascales. Gene Ontology annotation, cellular component: PeBoW complex; nucleolus. Gene Ontology annotation, molecular function: RNA binding.